AUGUCUUUGAUAUCCUUAGGCCGUGAAGAUUUUUUACAGGCACACCAUUUUCUAGAUGGUAUGAAGGUUCCAGAAUUAAGGGAAGUAGCUCGAUGCAUUCACCUUUCAAGGACUAGUAGCAUGAAGAAACAAUUAGUUAAAGAGGCUAUUAUCGAAACUAUGGAUCGAUAUAGAGAUUCAAAGGAUAAUCAUCGUUUGAUUUUAGUCUUAGUAAUAAUAGCGUCAGUUUCCAAAAGAGGUGUGGGAAAGUUUCCCUUCUUGGAAACAGAAUAUGGUCAUUUAAUGAGUAAACCUAAUCCUAAUGAAGGUUUCAAUAAUUUGUUAAGAGAAUAUUGUUAUUCUUCGCCUGAAGAAAUUCAAAGAGCAGUGGCUGCUAUGCACCGUGAAGUCCUUGCUGCUUCUUCUGCUUCUACUAAUACUUCUUCGUCUUCAUGGAAUGGGAAUGAAGUUCGUUUCAAGCCCAAUCCAUUCUAUGAUAUAAUCCGAAGAAUUACUCACGUUCCUCAAUACAGUAAUGGAGGUAAUAAGAAGCGAGAUAUUAUCAUAAAAGUUCAAAUAGGUACAUCGUUGAUCCAAGAAAUUGAGUCAAAUGAUUAUAGAAUUUGUGCUUUCGUGGGAAAGGCACCUAUUGGAUCAGGUUCGACUUUUCAUAAAAAUGCAUAUAUCGAAUACCCCAAUCGAUUCGAAAUCCGUAUCAAUGAUCAUAAAUUGGAUGCUUCAUUAGGAAGAGGUAGAAAAAAUGAUCCAUCAACAAAUAAACCUUUCGAUUUAACGGGCCAUAUAUCUACCACAGGAAAUAAUGUGGUAGUUUUAUCAUUCAUUGAUGAUUUCCCAUAUCUUGUGUAUGUGAACUUGGUGAAAUUCAAAUCCGUAGAAACUGUGAUGAGUGAACAUACUUUUGGCCAUAUAACUGAAGAAGAAGAGUUAAGAAAUAUCAAGAAGUAUUUUGAAAAUGAAGACGAGAUAUCUAUAAGUAACAUCAAAGUUUCUUUGGUUGAUACUGUUACUUUAGCUAGGAUCAAAACUGCAGUCAAAUCCAAAAAUUGUGAACAUUUCCAAUGUUUUGAUUUGACAAUGUUUCUUCAGUUGCAACAACAAUCUUACUAUUGGGCUUGUCCUGUCUGUAGUGUCAAGUUCAAUAUUCAAGAUUUAGUAAUAUCUGAUCUUUUUGAUAAAUUGGCUAAGACUUCUAAAAGCGAUUCUAUUCUAAUAGAAGAAGAUGGGACCAUCAACGAGAUUGCUGAAGAGGAUAGUCAUAGUACCACCCCCAUGCCUAAUACUACUACCACUACCAAUAUUACUACCCAGAAAGAGAAAGAAAAACAGGCGACUCCUAUGAUAGAGGAAAUCAUCAUUUUAAGCAGUAGUGAGGACGAGGAUGAAGAGGAUGAUCAAGAUAUUGAUGAGCAUACGCAGAUUAAAGAAGACGGCAGCCCAGAUAAUCUUGAAUCAGAACUGGCUGAGACGAUACCCACUCAGGUCGUUCCUUCUGUACAGGCUGAAGUCCAAAGACCGUCUACACAAUCUGGAAGUCAAGCACCAGUUCCACCGCUGGUCCAGAGACCUGUACAGCCCGAAACACAAAGAUCACCUCCCCUAGCUGAGACCCAAAUACAACCCCCACAAACUGAGUCUCUAAGACCUGUACAGCAUGAAACUCAACGAGAAUCUGUGCAAAGUGGACCUCAGAUACCAGCUUCACAAGCUGAAGUCCAAGGGCCACCUAAACGGACUGAAACCCAAAGACCACCUCCACAAGUCCAAAGAUCACCUCCGCAAGCUAUUCAAAGACCAACUGGACAAAUCGAAACUCAAGGACCACCUCCACAAUCUGAAAUUCAAGGGCCACCUCCACAAGCUGAAGUUCAAAGAUCUAGACAGACUGAAUCCCAAAGCCAAUCUCCUCAAACUGGAAUGAUCAGUGAACCUGCACAAGCUGAAAUCCAACGACCCCCUCCUCAAGCUGAAGUUCAAAGACCACCUCAAGUCGAGGUCCAUAGACCACCCACACAAUCUUUCUCAAACCAACCACCUCCUCAAGCUGAGAUUCAAAGACCACCUACACAAACUGACAUGGUGAGCAAACCUUCACAACCCAGAACUAAACAACCACAAGAAGAUUUCCGAAACCGUGGGUCAAUUCCUCCACAGAUUGCCAAUCCACAAUCUCAAACCCAAACUUCAGUCAGAGUCCCUUCAAUAAGUCACUUGCACAACAUUUCACAAUAUAGCCAUCACCGUCGAGUUCGCCCACCUCCUGGCGAACCAAGAGUUCAUCAUCCUCCCCCUGCUAUUCGUUUCGAUCUGUCUAAAAACAGUAAUAGAGUUGUCAAUCCAUCAGAUUUUGAACCCACUGGUUAUCCACCUUCGAAUUCUAUGCGAGAUAGUUCCAGAAGUCCCAAAAUUCAAAAUUUGAUAAGUCCUCCUGAAGAAGUGCCUCCUGAGAUCACUACGCCCAUUCAAAAUCCCACAACUGGGAAAAUAUGGCCUUCUCGUGAUCAAUAUCCUUAUUCUUUUCAGGCAUUGAGAGAGAUGAGAAAUAAGGUAACGAAUGAUACUCAGACGAAUCACCAGAAUUUGACUUAUUCCCAAUCUACUCCAAAUAUAGCAACACAAAGUCCAAGCUCUGUAUUACUGCAAACAGUUGAAGGAUUGAGAUUGCUGGCAACUCCAAAUUCACAAAGAUCUGGAUACAGAAAUUUCAAUGAAAAUUCCGAGGCUCCUAAAGAUAACACUAGUGGUCAUGAAAGGGGACGCUCCAACACUAUUGGAAAUAUUCUUCCAACCACGGAGUCCCAGAAUGGUAGUAGUAGUGUCCUUGUCCAACCCCACGCUCAGCAUUUGACUAACGGUAGUUUUGGAAACUCAGUCCCUCAAUAUCAACCAACUAUUAGCCCAGCUUUUCAAAACAGAACAGGUUUCAAUACAACUCCCCUUAAUAAAUCAAACACAAACGGAAAUCAACCCAAAAGAUUGGCUUCCUUAACUCCCCCUGUUAGAAAUGGUAGAUACACUGAAAGGCAUUUAAAAGACAUAACUCCAGGUGAUCAGUUUCGUAAAACCCCGUUGCCAGUAGACGUCACUGUGAUAACCAUCAGCGAUAGUGAUAGUGAAGAAGAGUUUGAUGACGAAGUACCCUUGUCCAGAGUAUCUAGAACUACCACCAACAAAAGAAAUAAAGCACCUGAAAUUUCCAAUGAUGAUAUCCUUGUUGCUGACCCUCCACCCGAAAGUACAUCCAGUCCCAAAAGGGGUCUUGACUCUACGGAAAGCUCCGUAAAUAAAAGACCUAAUUUGUUGGGUAUAAAUCCUAUGGGUAUGAGCCUUGAUAUUUAA
Yamadazyma jaroonii is the source of this 3336-nucleotide messenger RNA. The record is from the annotation of a GenBank genome assembly. Lineage: Eukaryota; Fungi; Ascomycota; Pichiomycetes; Serinales; Debaryomycetaceae.